AUGGAAGAACACGGCGGAAGACGGUGGCCACUGGUUGUGCUAGCAUCAUCCCCGUUUCAUGGCCACAUGACCCCUACUCUUCAGCUCGCCAAAGCCCUUCAUGCCCAUGGGUUCUCUAUAGCCAUUGCUCACUCCAAUUUAAACCCUCCUAACCCUUCUAACCAUCCUUCCUUCAUUUUUCUCCCACUUUCCGACAAUUUAUCCACUAUUGAUGACUCCGGUAGCUUCAGUAAUUUCAUCCAGACUCUCAACAAAAACUGCAAACCAUCAUUCAAAGAACACUUGACUCGAUUAAUCGGAACCGUUGCCGUCGAUCUGAAUCUUGCCGCCAUAGUCUUCCGCAGUAGCAGUGCAGCGUACUUUCCGGCUUACCUUGUCCGUCAGCAGCUCCAUCAAGAAGGCAGAUUUCUUGAACAAGAUUAUGUGAUGCAGGAGAUGGUGCCAAAUCAUCAUCCCCUCAGGUACAAAGAUCUGCCCUUUUCAAAAUCACCUGUUGAAGAUUGGCAGCAACUGGUUGCCAUAAUCAGCCAAUCGAUUCGACCCUCUGCAGUUAUUUGGAACACCAUCAAAGUUCUCGAACAUGAAGCCUUAACCCAAAUCCACAAGCACUACCAGGUUCCAGUUUUUGCAGUCGGACCUCUGCACAAAAUAGCACCAACUAAUCCCCCUACUAGUUUUCUCGAAGAGGACACUAGUUGCAUUGCCUGGCUCGACAAACAAGCUCCAAAAUCCGUGAUUUACAUAAGCUUCGGAAGCUUAAUGACGUUGGACAAGAAAGUGCUAACCGAGAUGGCAUGUGGGAUAGCCAAAAGCAACCAGCGGUUCAUAUGGGUGGUUAGACCGGGUUCAGUUUGUGACUCGGAAUGGACUGAGUUCUUGCCGGAGGGUUUCAUAGAGGAGACGAGAGAACGUGGCUUGACUGUAAAAUGGGCGCCCCAAAAGGAAGUGUUGGCCCAUUUUGCUGUUGGUGGAUUUUGGAGUCAUUGUGGUUGGAAUUCGACAUUGGAGAGUAUUUCGGAUGGGAUUCCGAUGAUAUGCCAACCAUUUAAUAUAGACCAAAUGGUGAAUGCACGUUACGUGAGUUACGUAUGGAAGAUAGGGUUGGAAUUGGAGGGUUUAGAGAGUGGGGAGAUGGAAAGCAUGAUUAGGAGAGUUAUUGUGGAUGAAGAAGGGGAGGAGAUGAGAGUUAGAGCAAUCGGAAUGAAGGAAAUGGUUAAAGAAGCAGUGCAAAAUGGUGGUUGUUCAUAUGAUUCGUUGGAGGAGUUGGUGGGUUUCAUUUCGUCGUAAUGGUAGUCUAGAAUGUGGUGGAUCAAGGUACAAAAUAUUUAAUGGAAUGAUCGACUUAUUCACAUUGAUAUGAGGUUUUUCGAGUCUUAAAUUAAAGCUCAAAAAUUUCGUUGUUGGCCAAACUUACAUUUCGAAUAUACUGAUCAGUAUCUCAAAUACCAUGUUUAUGUUCUCGUAUUUUUUCGUUUAAGCC
Lactuca virosa is the source of this 1480-nucleotide messenger RNA. Lineage: Eukaryota; Viridiplantae; Streptophyta; Magnoliopsida; Asterales; Asteraceae. The record is from the annotation of a GenBank genome assembly.